Ramularia collo-cygni is the source of this 1875-nucleotide messenger RNA. Its product is annotated as related to major facilitator (MFS1) transporter. The coding region runs from base 1 to 1875 and encodes 624 amino acids. Gene Ontology annotation, biological process: transmembrane transport. Gene Ontology annotation, molecular function: transmembrane transporter activity. The record is from RefSeq and is a predicted model, not a curated record. The transcript is spliced from 7 exons. NCBI's taxonomy places the organism in Eukaryota, Fungi, Ascomycota, Dothideomycetes, Mycosphaerellales, Mycosphaerellaceae.
AUGCCGGACAUCAUGGAAGUCCACAGACAAAGUCUGCAUGACCGGGACCGGAUUCUGGAACUUCACAGGCAAAGUCUUCAUGAGCAGAACCUCAUGGCAAGCGCGGAGAAGGAGCAACAAGAUCUCACGGCUCUUCCCGCUCAAAGCGUUUUCGAAGGAGACGAGGACCAAGCGACAGAAACGACGGAAGAAGAAAAAGUUGCAGAUGUUGCCCCAGGACCGCAGUAUCCGUCGGGUAUCAAAUUCGCAUUGAUAUUUGGAGGAUUGCUAAUUAGUAUGUUUCUUGUUGCGCUGGAUAUGACAAUCGUGUCGACAGCCAUUCCUAAGAUCACAAAUACCUACGGAAGUCUGCAGGAUGUCGGAUGGUAUGGAUCCGCCUACUUUCUAACUCUGGCAUCUUUCCAAUCCUUUUGGGGGAAGAUGUACAAGAACUUUCCAUUGAGAUGGUCUUUUGUGCUCGCUUUGGUGAUUUUCGAGGCGGGGAGUGCGCUUUGUGGCGCCGCACCUUCCAGUGCCGUUCUCAUCGUUGGCCGUGCGAUUCAGGGAAUGGGCGGUUCGGGAGUGACGGGAGGUUGCUAUACCAUUCUCGCCAACAUCGUGCCUCCGGAGAGAGUUGCUCCAUUUGCGGGAACUUUUGGAGCGAUUUACAGUCUGGCUAGUGUGGCGGGACCUCUUCUUGGGGGCGUCUUCACCGAGCAGCUGUCUUGGAGGUGGUGCUUCUACAUCAACCUUCCCUUUGGAGUCUUCGCCAUUGGACCCGUCGCCAUCUUCUACAACACACCCUCCGGCGCUCGCUGGUCCGGUGCAUCCGCCAAGGAAAUCUUCCUCCAAAUGGACCCUCUCGGUCUCACGGCUAUCAUUAGCGCUCUGGUCUGCUACAUGAUUGCGUUGGAGAAAGGAGGCAAGGCUCUACCCUGGAACAGUGCCAAGAUUAUUGGACUUUUCAUCGGAUGGAUUCUCUUGAUGAUUGCUUUUGUCGUCAUUCAAGCUUUCCAAAAGGAUAACUAUUCUUCUGUGAAUCGGAGGAUUCUGAAGAACAGGACGAUUCUGGCGUGUUGUGUUUUCAUUUUCUUCAUGAACGCCUGCAACUUCCUCACAAUCUACUACCUCCCCAUCUACUUCCAAGCUGUGCUGGGAGUAUCCGCCCAAUCGAGUGGAWUUCGCAACUUGCCUUUGAUUCUUUCCAGUGCCGUGGCAACCAUGGUCUCCUGCGCCCUGCUYCGCCACACCAAACUUCCCAAAUACCACAUCAUCCUCGGUUCCAUGUUAGUCCUCACCGGCGCCGGACUCCUCUACACUCUGGAUCAGAACACGGAUAUGGGGAAAUAUCUCGGCUAUCAAAUCCUCUUUGGCUCGGGAGUGGGAAUCGCAAUUCAAAUCCCCAUCAUCACAUCCCAGGCACAGUCCCAAGGAGCGGAUAUUCCGGUGGUGACAGCUACUGUACUUUUCUUCCAACUCAUCUCCGGAGCAAUGUCCGUCUCCAUGGCCGAAAGUAUCUUCAMCAACAAACUCGCCGAGGGCCUCGCCUCCCUCGUCCCCAACAUCUCCUCAACCCUCGUCUCCACCGUCGGCGCCUCAAAUCUCUCCACCGCCUUCUCCGGCGCGGAUCUCGCGGGCGUCAUUGCCGCUUACAUUCAAGGUCUGAAUGCCACGUGGCUUGCGGGCGUGGCGCUCGCGGCCACGAGUCUGGUGAUUGCAAUUGGGGCACCGAUUAAGCGGACGGGAGUUCCGGCCAAGAGGGUGGUGGAUAAGGUUAAGAUGGCGCUGAAGAGUGGGUAUGAAGGGGAGGUGGAAUUGGAGGAUAUGGGUAGGGAUGAUGAGAGUAAGAAGGAGGAGGAUGAUGAGGAUGUUGUUGUUGGGGGCGAGAAGGUGUGA